Olea europaea var. sylvestris is the source of this 1947-nucleotide messenger RNA. Its product is annotated as proteinaceous RNase P 2-like. Gene Ontology annotation, biological process: tRNA 5'-leader removal. The record is from RefSeq and is a predicted model, not a curated record. The transcript is spliced from 7 exons. Lineage: Eukaryota; Viridiplantae; Streptophyta; Magnoliopsida; Lamiales; Oleaceae. Gene Ontology annotation, molecular function: protein binding; ribonuclease P activity. Bases 97 to 1578 code for a protein of 493 amino acids.
UUGUUGGGAGCGGGGGCAAUCACUUCUUAUAGGGUUUCUCCUCACGUCACAGCCCGACAGCCCUACGCCACCGUCCGCCUCAAAAUUGCCACCAGCAUGAAUUCUGAGAACAAGAAGAAAAAGAGGCAAAAGCUGAAUCCAGAAGCCGAGUUUCGCUUUACGCUUGAUCAUUGCUCGAAAACCAAAGACCUCUCCGCCGCCAUCUCCCUCUACGAGUCCUCCCCCAAUCCUACACUUUCCCUGAACAACCUCAACUCCCUCUUGUAUAUCUGCUCAAACUCUUUAUCCAAUCUGGAAACUCGAGAGCUCGCUAUCGAAUUCGGGUUCAAGCUCUUCGACCUCCAUAAAAGUAAAAAUUCCAGUAUUUUCAAGCCAAAUGAGGCCACACUCACAGCCGUUGCUCGGCUGGCCUCAGCCAAGGGCGAUGGCGACUAUGCAUUUGAACUUUCGAAGAGUGUAAAGAAAUAUGCGCUCGCGCCGAAGCUCAGGACUUAUGGGCCGGCACUUUUCUGCUUUUCUGAUAAUGGGAUGGCGGAUAAGGCGUAUGAAGUGGAAGAACAUAUAAAAUCUGUGGGGCUGCAGCUGGAGGAGCCUGAGCUUGCAGCGUUGUUAAAGGUGAGUGCGGAGUCAGGAAGGGAGAAGAAGGUUUAUGAGUAUUUGCACAAGCUGAGAGCAGCAGUAAGGGGCGUUAAUGGGUCAACAGCAGAAAUUAUAGAAAGUUGGUUUAACGGCGAAAAGGCUGCUAUGGUGGGUUUGGUUAACUGGGAUGAAGAUGAGGUGAAGGAAGCAAUUCUGACAAAUGGAGGAGGGUGGCAUGGGCUUGGGUGGCUUGGGACAGGUAAGUGGAUCAUACAAAGAUCUAGUGUGGCCUCAGAUGGAAGGUGCUGUGCGUGUGAUCAGCAGUUGACAUGUGUUGACAUUGAUAGAGCUGAGACUGAGAAGUUUGCUCAAUCAGUUGCUUCUUUAGCAAUGGAAAGGGAAGUCCAGUCCAAUUUCAAGGAAUUUCAGGAUUGGAUACAACAAAAUUCUGAAUAUGAAGCCGUGGUUGAUGGAGCAAAUAUUGGUCUAUACCAGCAAAACUUCGCAGAGGGUGGCUUCAGCGUUUCACAGCUUGAGGCAGUUGUUAAAGAACUGUAUAAUAAGAGCAAAAGAUGGCCACUAAUUGUUUUACACAAUAAGCGAGUACGAGCACUUCUUGAGAAUUCUUCUAUAAGAGAACUGGUUCAGGAUUGGAUAGAUAAAAGAAUUCUGUAUGGUACACCAUAUGGAUCAAAUGAUGAUUGGUAUUGGCUUUAUGCAGCUGUGAAACUCAAGUGCUUGCUAGUGACAAAUGACGAAAUGAGAGAUCACAUUUUUGAGCUCAUAGGGAGCAGUUUUUUCCUCAGAUGGAAAGAAAGGCACCAGGUUAAAUAUACGUUCAUAAAAAAUAAUCUGACUCUCCUGAUGCCACCAUCAUAUUCUUUCGUCAUGCAGGAAUCUGGGAAUGGUUCAUGGCAUGUGCCCCUAUCAGGCGAAGCAAGCGACGAGUCUCUGAAAAGCUGGCUUUGCAUCACCCGGCAAGGCAUUUCAGAAAAUUAGAUAAAAGUUGCCCACAAGUUUCUGGUGCAAAAGAAAUUACUUGUCCUUGAUCCUCUUGAGCCAGAAUUUUGUAUGGGAAUCAAUCUAUUUUGAAUGUUUCUCAGAAGUUGAAAUCAGAAAGAACCUUCAUUCUGGUAUAUUUAUUGAACUGAAAAUCCAUCUAUAAAAGAUUCGAGCUGUCUGUUUUUAAUCUGUUUUGCUGAGGAUAGGAAGGAAGAUGCUGAUGAUGACAAGGCUGCUAAAUGUUACUUAGAUUGUUCGGUUUCUAACUAUUUUAAACCUUUUUUUACUGCCGAAUAUUUUAUUAUUCAGCAGUUGUAUAAUUUGCCUUUCAACAUACUAAGCAAUUUACUGUUUAUUUUCUUUGAC